ACUAACCACCGCACCAUUGUUCCUUUUAUACUCAUCUCCCACCUCCCCUCUCUCCACACACCCUCUUCUUGCGACAAUCAGGACAUCCUGGCCUCGCCACUGGAGACCGUCUACCUCGACAAACUGCCGGUCUAGCUUCGCCAUUGGCUCUACCAGCAUGGAUAAAAAGCGCAGGGCAACACCCUCAGACUUUCCCUCAACACGGCCAUGGCCUGUGGUUCAGCGGCGCAAGAUUGAGAAGCUCAAAGAGGCACGAAUGAGCGAGUUUGAGCGGUUAUGCAACGACAGCUUUGAGUGGCUCGAGAACUACUACCAGGGAUGUGUCUACGCUGCCAAUCAAAACAGGCCACAGACUGAGGCGGAGCAGCUGAACCUCUCGACCUAUAGCCACGCGUCGGGAUAUGGUGAUGAGGAGCAACAUACUAGCAACGAUAGACAGGAACGACAGACAGGAUCACACCAGUCUUUUACGGAUGGCGCUCAUAAUAGGACCAUGAUCGAGCAAUACGUGCACCAAGAUCAUGAAGCCAGCACCCCCUACGCCGCCACCAACACUCCACGCGCUAGUAGCCCUAUACAGGAGACUGCCAUAGAUUCACCAAACAUGUCGCAUCAGCUCAAUCGUCGGUCUCGUUCAAAAACCAGAUCUGGGCAGUUUCAGCCGAAGAGUCCCAAGACGCCCAGGUUAUUCUCGCCACUACGCAGCCCACGUUCACCGCAUGAACGGCAUCGAAUAACACCAAAACGCACGCGCCUGAGGGUGGAUGCCUCAGCGGCAACCAGGAGAGCCAUGCGAAUCAUGAGGACUGCACGGAAGAAAGCCAGCGAGCUCAUGGGAGAACAACGUGAAGGGACACGCCGUGGCAUUACCAGGAGGGGCCUCGCAUCAAAUAAUAGUGUCAUCCCAUUAGAGCCGCUACGGUCCAAGGACGAGGAGUCAUACCGACUGAUUUCGAUUAGUAGGAAAGAUGCAGCAUAUCUACCGCCGAAGGCAUCACCAUUCAGGCUAUCAGCCAUCGCUUACACUGAUCCAUCCUAUUCCGAAAAUGCGGUCAAGCAGGAUAGGGUAGCUCAAACCCAAGCGACACCAGGAUCAAGAGCACGGGAUUCCAUGACAUUGGUAUCACCCCUGUCAAGGUCAAGUUCUAUUAGAUCAAGAAACAGCCCCUAUAUCUCAACACCUCGUCUCACCAGGGGUCCUUCGGUCAGCUCCGGCAUGAACGUCGACCAAGAUGUCGAAAUCUACCAAGCGGAUUAUAGACGGCCCAGGAGCUCACCUUUCCAGGAUUCCACGGCACCUGUACGUUUCAACGACACUGAUCAACACGGGGCUGAAUCCAACACUGUCGAUGGAGCCAGAUCGUCAAAGUCAAGCGGAACAAACUCUCGGGCGCCGCGAGAGGUACCUCAUACUCCAAAUACCCAAGGGAGCGUUCUCAGUCUUAGCUCUAUUCUGGACAGUGUUGAUCGCAACGGAAACAGUGUGAUGUUGGGCAGACGAAGUGAUCAGGACGAACGUGCAGCAGGACUGCCAGGUUCGCAUACUACCGACAGAGAUCUCUCACGGCGGGGCAUCGACCAUUCAAGCGAAACUAGAAUCAACUCGAUGUUGAAGCCCCAGGAUUCCGAUAUCGCGCCGCGCUCAGGGUCGAACACCAUUGCGGAAACCAAACCAGCUGCACAGAAGGAUUCUCAUUCUAUCACCUCCGGUUCUGCAGGGACAGGUUCUGCGUUUUUAGUCGACCAUCAGCCUAUUUCCAGAUCGCGAGUCGGCACCACCUUGCCUGAGAAACGCACCAUCGGUCAACGGAAACCCGUAACCCAAACAACCGGCUCCCAACCACAACCACCAACAUCACGGCUGUUGAAGAUGACAACAACGCUGCCGCUUAUGGCGCCCCCGGCCCCAACAUCAGGGAUCAGUGCAUCGAGCCAACCGCAGUCGUCUCUAACCAACACGACGGGCAGGGCUGCUAGACCAGGGAUAAUCGGCUUAUCCAAGGAUUCUCAGCCAACGACACAGGCCGUAGCAGCCCAGACAAAUUCAGCGGUGCCAUCAUCCGCGUCAUUGAACAUGUGGCGUCAAGGAGCUCCAAGAGCCCCGUUACCCCUGACGAGACCCACAGAGAGCAGUCUGGCACGGUCCGAAAGCCAGUCAGCGUUAACGCGCAAACCGUUCCUGAUCUCGAAAUCGACGUUAUUGCUUAAGAAACCUACGCGGACCGUACUCCAGGACAGCACCCUCACCGCCAGAUCGCUCGCCCUCUCUGGUAUUGCAAGGGCGGGCACACCGACCUCUCCGAAAAAGGAUACGAAGCGUGAUAUAAAAUUGCGCGAGCUCACACCGGAUGUUACCUCCAAAACCAGCACAACAUCGUCUGCGUCUAUGCAGACCUUAUCAACAUCAAGUACGUCAGGAACGACCAUGACUUCGACUCUGGUUUCGAUCCUCGCAGCGCAACAGUCGACAUCAUCCACAGCCAAAUCGUUAACUAAUGGCCUCCUGAGAGCAUCGCGAACCCAAGAAUCGCAAACGCGGGAGCUGCAGACGGAAGAGUCGACGACAUCGAAUAAGCAGUUGAAUGACUUCAAUCAAAGCGAUAAUCCUUUCGUGGUUCCUGCGCCUAUGCGUCCGCCCCCGAUACCCUCGUGGAGUCAAACCCGACGGCGCUCCCACCACGAAAGGACUCUUUUACCUGAGAUUAUAAGCGAGAGCGAAGAUGAUGGAGAUGAGUCCAGGGAUGGAAAGAGAGAUAGGCAUUUAGAAAUACCAGCCUGGGCAGAGUGGAGUGAACUGGAAAAGGCCAUGCAUCGUCAAAGCCAAUUGAAUCCUGAGGAUAUCUUUGGGCCGUUGCCUGUGCUCGAUAUGGGAGAGAUCUUCCCGGUUAAACCAAACCGACUCCGGCCGAGGACGAGCUCUGCACACUGGAGCACAACAGACCGACUAACAGUUCAGGAGGUCAUUCGUUAUAAUGAGGAUAUGGGGUGGUCCGCUAAGGAAUGAGAAACACGAGCCUUAUGUUGCCCUGAAAAUGAUCUGGCGACGAUAGAAGCGUAGAAUAGAACAUUGCAUUCUUUUGUUUGUAUUUUUAAUUGUGUUGUAAUAUAUUUAUGCUGCUUGUAGAUAUUCCUCAAAAGACUGUAACUAUGCCAUAACUGGACUCGAAGGACAGAGAGCAUGAUUCAAAGACACAGUGGACUGGAUAUGACUAUGCAACAACGAAGAGAGAAAGGAUCUGUAUGAUCCCUUUUUCACGAAGAGGAUAGCGAUCAAAUCAAGCGCCUCUGGGCCUUCGUCUUGGCUUCCCUCAAUGGCCUGCUCGUGCUGGGCUGCUGCCGAAAUCAUGCCCCAGUAGCAAUGAGAGUCGAGG
Molecule: messenger RNA, 3371 nt
Organism: Gamsiella multidivaricata
Lineage: Eukaryota; Fungi; Mortierellomycota; Mortierellomycetes; Mortierellales; Mortierellaceae
Exons: 3
Coding region: 158-3004 (948 amino acids)
Source: RefSeq, a predicted model, not a curated record